Messenger RNA from Amoebophrya sp. A120, 199 nucleotides. The record is from the annotation of a GenBank genome assembly. Lineage: Eukaryota; Dinophyceae; Syndiniales; Amoebophryaceae.
AUGGACGGCGUGCAGGUCGAAACCCGAGCAAUCACGAUUCUUGGGCUGAACGUCUCUUCCGACGUCGCUGGCUCUUCGUUUUUGCAGGAAAACCACAGAAAAGGGGUCGGCGAAAAUGCAGAAGAAGAAAUUGAUGCGCUGCGCAGGGAACGCGUGGCGGCGCAAAGUGCAGCCCAACUAACCGAGACAGAGCCCGUCG